This is a messenger RNA of Dendronephthya gigantea, 1752 nucleotides long. Its product is annotated as hemicentin-1-like. The coding region runs from base 86 to 1252 and encodes 388 amino acids. The record is from RefSeq and is a predicted model, not a curated record. Gene Ontology annotation, biological process: homophilic cell-cell adhesion; dendrite self-avoidance; axon guidance. NCBI's taxonomy places the organism in Eukaryota, Metazoa, Cnidaria, Anthozoa, Malacalcyonacea, Nephtheidae. Gene Ontology annotation, molecular function: cell-cell adhesion mediator activity. The transcript is spliced from 6 exons. Gene Ontology annotation, cellular component: plasma membrane; axon.
UAGUUAUUCACUGCAUUAAUCUCGCGAGACAGCACAAGUCAUAACAAGGACAAGGCUGAGAUUUUAUUGUAAAAACCUUUUAAAUAUGGUUGAUUUCUGGUUUUAUCUGCUAUUCUCAUGUGCAACAUUUAUUUAUACAGAAGCAGCAGUGGAAUGGAUCAGCAGACCGCGAAGCACGUUAUUCGUAAACGCUGGAGAAACAGCAAAAAUAGACUGGAGAUUUCCUUCAGGAGCGAGACUUAUAACUUAUAAGAAGAAGUCAACAAUUUUCGAGGAUGGAAUUACUAUUGCUUUUAAAAAAGGUUCAGUGAAACCUGAAAUUUUAAGCGCCACCAAGAGUAUCAUCAGAAUAGAAGAUUCAGGAGCAUUGAGCAUUUUGAAGGCAGGACUGAAAGAUGAAGGAUAUUACGCCAUUGAUAUCGUCUACAACAUGGGCAUAACUCUCAAGGAUGAAGUACGAAUUAAAAUUCAAGAGGCUCCUGCUAUAACAACAUUCCCCACUCACGCAAAAAGUGAAAUAUUCUACGUGGGAAUUACCAUAAACCUGCUUUGCAUGGCCAAAGGUCGUCCUGUGCCUAAAGUACAGUGGUUUAAAGAUAACAGUGAUUCACCUCUAAAAGAGUCAUCUGGAUCCAUUCUUUAUCAAAUCAAAUCUGCUUCCAACGAGGAUUCAGGGAAAUAUACAUGUCUUGCAACAAACAGGGCUGGAAAAGCAAAACGUACCAUUGAAUACAUAAUCUACCGUCGACCAUACGUUAGAGAGUUCUUUCAUAACACGGCGUUAGAUGGAACAAUUUAUGAAGGAGAAAGUGUUCGCUUGACAUGUUCUGCUAAAGGAAAUCCUCCCAUCACUUAUUACAAACUUCUACACAACGGAAAGGAAAUUGCGAAGAGUUCAAGUGGAAAAUACGUAAUUGAAGAAGUAAAGUUUGAAAACAAUGGCACCUACAGUUGCAUACCAAUAAACAAAGCUGGUCAGGGAGAAAAUAAGACCCUUGUAUUGUAUGUUCUAGCGAGACCUGGUUAUUGGGAGGAGAAACUGAAAAAAACUACAUCUCCGCCAACUGUUAAAAAAACGACGGCAGUGACAAAUGAUAAGACAACACAUGCAGAUACAACGGAGAUACCAAGUAUUGUAACACACGAAACUCCAACUCAGGUUCAACGAGGGACCGGAAUCAUCGUGAAAGAAAAUAUAUUUCUGUCAACUCUGCUCCUUCUACUGGCUGAAAUAAUUAAACUCACUGCGUAGUUGAAACAAAGAACAGUUACGGGAUCAAUACUUCAUGUAUGUAUAUACGGACACAAUGGGCAUAUUCGUUUUAUUGUAAAUCUAUCAUCCCAUGUAUUGUUUUCCCAGCAUCAAUAACAUUGCAUGCAAGAUUGCCUUUGAAUUACUUAUUGUGAUGCAAUCUCAUACAUACACAAAACGUAUAGGAAUGAAAAAAGGGAUGGUUCACAUUUCCAAUUACCAUAAAUAUAUAAACACAUCCAUUAUUGUUUUUGGUCCAUAAUUGAACUGGUCGAAGGCUAUUCAGACGAAUUAGACAAUAUCCCCUAAUCUCUAUAUAUAGUCUCUACGAUACGAUUAUCGUGCAUGCACAGGCAUAUAUCAUGCAUGUAAUUUGCAUGUGUUUAUAUAAUAACUGGGAGAAAACUCUUUGAUAUUUAUUGUUUUAUUAUAUGCAACUAAAGUUCAAUGGGUAAUAUUUUAUAGGUCAUGUGUAUCACACACCAAUAAAAUAAUAAUAA